AUGUCUUUAAAAGUUCUCUCUCUGCUCCUCGCUUCUCUGGGCUUUGUUUUGAUGGAAGAAAACGUCUCGGGCGUAAGCAUAAGGACUCCCAGUGCCAGACCAGUGCAAAGACGCUACUCGGAGGCCACCCUGGCAAGCGAUUACAGCCGCACGAUGGAUAACAUGCUGAAGAAGAACUUUGUGGAAUGGUUGCUAGCCAGACGGGAGAAGAAAAGCGACAACAUCAUCGAGCCAUACAAGCGGGAAGCUGAGCCCCAAGUAUCAGCGACGAACGGCCAGAGGUUGGACCUGGGCACCCAGGAGGCCAAAGACUUCUUCGCCUGGCUACUGAAAGCCAAGAAAAACCCGAGUUUUACUUCUCUGGAAGGUUCAGAAGGUUUGAAGGAUGUUUUGAACCAGGAGUUUCUGACGUGGCUGAUGUCGACUGAUCUCUGCAGACCAACGUACUUACUAGUAGAUACUAACUUCAAUACAAGUCUUGCUAUCAAAAUGGAUUUGCAAGGCAUCAGCGGGGGCUGGAGGGCAAAGUACAAGGAGCGAGGGACGGUCCUGGCCGAAGACCAGCUGGCUCAGGUGGGAGACCCACCCCUGCCCUGGCAGCGGGAAGAACCCUGGUUGUGA
Molecule: messenger RNA, 621 nt
Organism: Charadrius vociferus (killdeer)
Lineage: Eukaryota; Metazoa; Chordata; Aves; Charadriiformes; Charadriidae
Gene: GIP
Product: gastric inhibitory polypeptide
Exons: 6
Coding region: 1-621 (206 amino acids)
Biological process (GO): regulation of fatty acid biosynthetic process; response to starvation; regulation of insulin secretion
Cellular component (GO): extracellular region
Molecular function (GO): glucagon receptor binding; hormone activity
Source: RefSeq, a predicted model, not a curated record